GACGUUUCGACUCCGGUGUGAAUGAGGCUAAGCAGGAAGUGUGUGUUUGGUGUGUUUGAGUCAUGAACUUAGUCCCGCUUCUUGUCCUGGCUUUCUGCCUUUACCGGACCGAUGGAGACCAAAACAGAACAGACCGGUACUUUAACAGGAGCUCUCCGGUUCUCCUGGACCUGGAUCUGGACCUGUCGGCUGUGUUUCGCCGGGUCGACCCGCGCUUUCUGUCCGUCACCAUCGACGCGAGCCUGGCCGCAGAGGAGCGCUUCAUGCUGCUGCUGAGAUCUCAAAAGAUCCAGGUUCUGACCAAAGCUCUGAGUCCAGCUUUUCUAAGGUUUGGAGGGACAAGACAAGACUUCAUGGUGUUCACCCCUCAGAAGAGCCAGCUGGAUGCAGGCCUCGCCGAUGAGUCCUACGACAGCUCGCUGCUGCCCUGGUGGGUGGAGAAGCAGCUGAAGGAGGACUGGACUCAGCAGCAGCUCAUUCUGAGGGGAGAGGAGCUGCAGAGGAAGUACCACAGGGUCCAGUUCUCAGAACUCACUGUGGACCUGCUGCACUCCCUCACAAACUGCUCUGGCUUGGAUCUGAUCUUCGGCCUCAAUGCUCUGCUUAGGACGGCUGACAACAGCUGGAACAGCAGCAACGCUCGCACGCUGCUGCAGUACUGCGAGUCCAAACAGUACCACAUGUCCUGGGAGCUGGGAAAUGAGCCAAACAGCUUUGAGAAGAAGGCCGGGGUUCGUGUGGAUGGAUAUCAGCUCGGGCUGGACUUCACGCACCUCAGAAAGAUAAUGUCAGAGUCCAAACUGUACCGGGACGCCGGGCUGUACGGGCCGGACGUGGGCCAGCCGAGGGACCACAAGACAGACUUACUAGAGGGCUUCCUGGAGAGCGGAGCCGAGGCCGUCGACGCCCUCACCUGGCACCAUUAUUAUGUGAAUGGAAGAGACACGUCUUUGGAGGACUUUCUGGAUCCUGAAGUUCUAGAUACUCUGGCCUUAAAGACCAAUGAAGUUCUGGAGACUGUGAAGCGGGUGUCUCCUGGGAAGUCGGUGUGGCUCGGAGAGACGAGCUCAGCGUACGGAGGAGGAGCGCUGGGACUGUCGGACACGUUCGUCGCAGGAUUCAUGUGGCUGGAUAAACUAGGUCUGGGAGCCAGACUGGGCCUGGACGUCCUGAUGAGGCAGGUGUUGGUUGGUUUUGGGAGUUACCACCUUAUCGACAAGGACCUGAAUCCUCUUCCUGAUUAUUGGCUGUCUGUUCUCUACAAGAGACUCGUUGGACCAGAGGUUUUGAAAGUUCAAGCAACGCAAGCAAGUUUUGGCCGAAGUAAAAGAGUGAGAUUAUAUCUGCACUGCGCCAACAAAAAGAGUUACAGGAGCGGAGCCGUCGUGCUGAUGUCAAUGAACCUGAGUAAGAAGCCAGCGAGGAUCUCGGUUCCGGCCCUCAUCUCCAACAGCACAGUGGACGCUUUUGUCCUUCAGUCUGACCGCCAGGGGGAGGAGGGACUCUACUCCAGGUCUGUAAAGCUGAAUGGAGAGGUGCUGAAGAUGGUGGAUGAUAAAACUCUGCCCUCCCUCAGCGGCGUGCAUCAGCCUCCAGCUGAACACCUGCAGCUUCCCGGGUAUUCCCUGGCCUUCUUCGUCUUCGCGGACGCCAAAGCACCAGCCUGCAACUGAUGCCAGCAAAUAAUCCAGCCAAAUGAAACUCACUAGACUCUAAUAUGACGGACCGAAGGCUCCUGAAUGGUUUUUCUGAUGUAAACUAUUCUGCGGUGACUUACUUAAAGGAAAAGUUCUGUUUAAUGAUUCCACUCGGCUCAGGUUUGAACGUUGAUGUUUUUAUUUGAAUAGUUACAGUAAAUAGACGGUAGUUUGCAGCCUUGUUGCUGUGAGUUGAUACUGCCUAGAGUAAAAGUCAAUAAUUAUAAAUAUGUAUUUUAAUUAUAGUCCUAUGAUGGACUGGUGACCUGUCCAGGGUGUACCAGCCUGUUAAUUGCGGGGAUAGGCUCCAGCUUCCCUGCGACCCUGAAUGGGACGAAGCGGUACAGAAAAUGAAUGGAUGAAUUAAUAAAAGGACCAACUAACACUACAGAAAUAGUGACGCUCCAAAUGACGGCAGCAACCAAGUUUAUACACGUCGAAUAAGUGAAAUGUUGUGUUGUAGGCACAUGUUGCUUUAUAAGGGGCAAAACACUUUUCCUACUUUAAAUCCCCUGUGGGAGGCAUGACUCUGAUAAUGUUUGGCAGCUUGUCUCUAGGUUUUCUUUUUUCUGAGGAUGGCGAUGGACAUGCAUCACUUGGCACUUCAGCUGGCAUCCUGUCAAAGGAAAGUUCUCUUCCUACAGAUGACUGGUACUAAAGGAAAACAUGACACUGGCUUGUGCAUAUGGGACAGGAUGUAGUCUCUCUAUUUUAUUCAUGAAGGUAUUAGUGUUUGUUAAAGUUUUGACAAAUUAAAAUGCUGUAAAUAAAGAUUCAGCAGCAUGUGCAAUAAAAUG
Messenger RNA from Melanotaenia boesemani (Boeseman's rainbowfish), 2494 nucleotides. It is a transcript of the gene hpse, whose product is annotated as heparanase. NCBI's taxonomy places the organism in Eukaryota, Metazoa, Chordata, Actinopteri, Atheriniformes, Melanotaeniidae. The transcript is spliced from 12 exons. Bases 63 to 1673 code for a protein of 536 amino acids. Gene Ontology annotation, cellular component: extracellular matrix; membrane. Gene Ontology annotation, molecular function: hydrolase activity, acting on glycosyl bonds. The record is from RefSeq and is a predicted model, not a curated record.